CCACAUCCAAUCACCUCUCACUCACCAUUCUUAUAGAACAUUUAAUAAUAACCCCACCUACCCCUUGGCACCCAUUUCCCUUUUCUUCUUUUUCAGUUCCAUCAUUUUCAUGCACUAACUGCCCCUCUCUCUUGUUCUUGGAAAAACACUUGCCUACUACAAAGCUACACUCUACUCCUUCAGUAAAAGAAGUGCUAUUAUUUGCCUCUUUUUUAAUAUUCGACCAUUUUAAGUUUCUUGAACUGCAUAAUGCCACCUAUGUGAACUUGCACCUUACAUGACAAAAGCAAUUGUCAUUUGUCAGCAACAUAAGGAGUAGGAGCGCCAGUUCUUUAUUAAUUUUAUCAAUUCCAGACUCCAAUCUAAGAUUUCUUAUCCUUAAAAACACAUUCUUACCAGUUACCACUUGAUAGUAUUUGUACCAUGUAGAUGUUGAUAUACAGGGACACAUACUUCCAAGUUAUGUCAGUAAAAGAACCCUCUCUCUUAUUCAUUAUAAUCCCCCAUCCUCUUUUUAUUUUCGUUCAAUUUCAUACUAACUUUAACUCUCUUCCAUAUCCUUCUCACCUUGUCUCCACUUUGUUUUCCCUUCUAUCUCCAUUUCUAGGUCAUACUUUCUCUCUUCCUUUUCUUUUUUACUACAUAUACUGACAUGGUUAACAGAUAGUACUGCUACUACAUACACUUCGUUAUCAUAUUCCCAUCUCACACGCAGACACACUUAUACAUUUCCAGGUGCCUCCAACUCAUGAGAAAACACAGCAAUGUCAACGACAACAACUGCAGAAACGACACCGUUUUUCACGGCUCCACCACCACCAAGUGUUUCGCAUGCACACAAGUUGGCGUCCCUAUCUUUCACUCCACAAGCUGUGACAGCACUACUUCACAGCAACCCCAUUGGCAAGCUCUAGCCGGAUCCUCCCUUAUCCCUAUCCAGACCCCACCAGGCAACCACCCCUUUCCUGACCCGACCCGGAAGCUACCCCCGCUCCAAUUUGGGUCAGUCCUUGACCCACGUAGCCAGUUAGUGCAAUGGUGGAAUCGAGUGUUUUUAUUGGCACGUGGCAUUUCGUUAGCCGUUGAUCCUCUUUUCUUUUAUGCAUUGACGUUAUCGAUAGGAAAAGGUGGGGCCCCUUGUUUGUACGUGGAUAAUAACGUGGCGGCUGCCGUAACCGUUGCACGGACGUGUCUUGACGCCGUUCAGUUCUGGCGCGUAUGGUUACAGUUCAGGUUGGCUUAUGUUUCUAAAGAGAGUCUUGUUUUUGGAUGCGGUGAACUCGUGUGGGACGCACGUGCUAUUGCUACGCAUUACGUCAAGUCGUUUAAAGGUUUCUGGUUUGACGUUUUCGUGAUCCUGCCAUUUCCUCAGGCAACAGUUUGGCUAUUGGUGCCAAGAUUGAUCACACAAGAGAAGAUUAAGCUGGUACCGACGAUAAUACUGGUAACAUUCUUGUUUCAAUUCCUGCCUAAGAUCUACCAUAGCUUUCGCAUGAUGAGCAGAAUGCGAAAGGUCACAGGUUAUAUCUUUGGUACCAUCUGGUGGGGUCUUGGCCUUAAUCUCAUUGCCUACCUAAUCGCCUCUCAUGUUAUUGGAGGAUGCUGGUAUGUGCUUGCUACUCAAAGUGUUGUGAAAUGUCUCAAGGAACAGUGUGAAAGAAAUGGCAAUUACAAGCUUUCUCUCUCAUGUUCUGGGGGAGUUUGUUAUCAGUUUAUGUAUCCUGAAGAUAAAUUCGGAAACACAUGUGGCAAUAGCACAAAAUUGAUUGCAAAACCAUUGUGCUUGGAUGAUGAUGGACCAUUCAAUCAUGGGAUUUAUUCGCAAGGACUUCUAGUCGUUACCAGCCAUUCUCUUGCUGUCAGGAUUCUUUAUCCCAUAUUCUGGGGCCUGCUGAACCUAAGCUCUUUCGGCAAUGAACUAGCUCCAACAAGUAACUUGGUAGAAGUGAUGUUCAGUAUAUUCAUUGUGCUGUGUGGAUUAACUCUCUUCACUCUAAUGGUUGGAAAUAUACAGGUAUUUCUGUCUGUGAUGUUGGCAAAGAACAAAGACAUGCAGCUUAAGCGUCGAGACAUAGAAUGGUGGAUGAGGAGAAGACAGUUACCAUCUGAUUUGAGACGAAGAAUGAGACAUUUUGAUAGCCAGAGGUGGGCUAUCAUGGGGGGAGAAGAUGAGAUUAAGUGGAUUGAAGAAUUACCUGAGGGACUCCGCAGAGACAUUAAGCGAUUUCUUUGCUUGGAUCUGAUAAAAAAGGCACCUCUGUUUCACAACUUGGAUGAUCUUAUUCUUGACAACAUUUGUGAUCGUGUCAAGCCCCUUAUCUUCUGCAAAGGCGAAAAGAUAAUUAGAGAAGGAGACCCCGUGCCAAGGAUGUACUUUAUAGUGCGUGGACGUGCGAAACGUAGCCAAAGCCUUAGCAAAGGCAUGGUAGGCUCAAGUGUGCUUGAACCUGGAGGCUUUUUAGGCGAUGAAUUGCUUUCCUGGUGCCUUCAACGCCCAUUUAGAGACCGCCUCCCAGCCUCAUCUGCAACAUUUGUUUGUCUGGAACCGACAGAAGCAUUUGGUCUUGAUGCAAACCAUCUUAGGUAUAUCACUGACCACUUCAGAUACACAUUUGCAAGUGAAAAGCUGAAGCGAACAAUGAGAUAUUACUCUUCGAAUUGGCGAACAUGGGCAGCUGUGAACAUACAAUUUGCUUGGAGACGAUACAGGAUGAGGACCAGAGGUCUAGUGAUUCCUGUAGUGAUGCAUGGAAACAUUGAGAAUCUGCUUCGGCAGUAUGCGGCCAUGUUCUUGUCAUUGAGGCCUCAUGAUCACCUUGAGUGAGUGAAUGCAAGUGUUGCUACCCUUUGUUUUCCAUCCAUCCAUCCUGGUUAUAGUUUUUCUUCUCAGAUUUGUUCUUUUCUUUUUUCGACUGAAAGUCGUGUGUAUUUUACAAUAUCAGAACCAGAAAAUGUAAAGCAUCCUGUGGUUUGUCCUGCUAAUAAAAUUGAACAGAAAAUUUAUAUGCA
Molecule: messenger RNA, 3009 nt
Organism: Ricinus communis (castor bean)
Lineage: Eukaryota; Viridiplantae; Streptophyta; Magnoliopsida; Malpighiales; Euphorbiaceae
Product: cyclic nucleotide-gated ion channel 2
Exons: 7
Coding region: 749-2824 (691 amino acids)
Source: RefSeq, a predicted model, not a curated record